This is a messenger RNA of Cervus elaphus (red deer), 903 nucleotides long. RefSeq names its product olfactory receptor 14K1-like. Gene Ontology annotation, cellular component: membrane. The record is from RefSeq and is a predicted model, not a curated record. Gene Ontology annotation, molecular function: G protein-coupled receptor activity; olfactory receptor activity. Bases 1 to 903 code for a protein of 300 amino acids. Gene Ontology annotation, biological process: G protein-coupled receptor signaling pathway. The transcript has a single exon. NCBI's taxonomy places the organism in Eukaryota, Metazoa, Chordata, Mammalia, Artiodactyla, Cervidae.
AUGCUUGUGAGAUUUACUGAGAAUCAGAUACUACUGAGGCUGCAAGCUGGGCUCUUCUCACUGAUCUACCUAGUAUCUAUGUUGGAGAAUUUAAUUAUCAUCUUCCUCACAAUUCUUGACCAACACCUCCACACACCAAUGUACUUUUUCCUCAGGCAUUUGUCCUUUUUAGAUCUGUGCCUUAUUUCUACCACAGUCCCCAAAUUUAUUUUCAACUGCAUCACCUUCACUGAGUCCAUCUCUUACCUGGAAUGUGUGUUACAGCUUUUCCUGGUAGUACUAAUGGCUGGGUCAGAGACUGGUAUUCUCACUGUGAUGUCCUGUGACCGCUAUGUUGCCAUCUGUCGCCCUCUGCAUUAUGAGGCUGUCAUGAGCAAAAGGACCUGUGUCCAGUUGAUGGCUGUGUCCUGGUUCAACGGUGGAUCCCUGGGAAUAUUGUACUCCACUGGGACAUUCUCUUUGAACUUUUGUGGGUCCAAUAAGAUACAUCAGUUCUUUUGUGAUGUUCCUGCCUUACUAAAACUCACUUGUUCUCAAGAACAUGCAGCUAUUACUGUCAGUGUGGCCAUUGGGGUCUGUUAUGCAUUUUCAUGUUUAGUUUGCAUUGCGGUCUCCUAUGUGUAUAUUUUUUCCACUGUGUUGAAGAUCCGAACCAGAGUGAACCAGUCCAAAGCCUUUGCUACCUGCCUGCCUCACCUCGUUGUUGUGAGUGCACUCCUUUUAAUGGGUGCUGUUGCUUAUUUAAAGCCACCAUCCAACAGUCCUUCUCUUCUAGACUUGCUGGUGUCUGUGUUCUAUUCUGUGGUACCCCCAACCUUGAACCCUGUUAUCUACUGUCUGAAGAAUAAGGACAUUAAAUCAGCUCUAGUAAAGUCCUGUGGAAUGUUAAAAGCAGUGGAGUAA